This is a messenger RNA of Neurospora hispaniola, 8973 nucleotides long. RefSeq lists its product as uncharacterized. The transcript is spliced from 2 exons. The coding region runs from base 1 to 8973 and encodes 2990 amino acids. The record is from RefSeq and is a predicted model, not a curated record. NCBI's taxonomy places the organism in Eukaryota, Fungi, Ascomycota, Sordariomycetes, Sordariales, Sordariaceae.
AUGGAACUGGAGAGGGCCCUGCUAUCGCCCAUUACAGAGGAACAACCCGCUGUAGCGACGCUAGCAGAGACAACAAACACCGGCCCUCUCGUCGUCCACGUCCAUAUCCAGUUCCACGAUCAGGACCUUCACUCCGUCACUCACAACCAGACAUAUGUUAGCUCGCCAUACUUCGAACCUACGGGGAGGAUAUGCAAUGGCUUGCUUCGCCGCAUCGAGCACUGCUCCGAGGAGCUCAUCACCCGGACCGACCCCACGGCCCUUGACAUGAUCAAGGAAGGAACCCAUGACCGUAAGCCAUUGCGCUUCGAACUCACCUAUCGCGUCACAAGAGCUGGAUGGAUGGGGGAAUGGGCCGUCAGGACGUACAGGUCGUAUCAGCAACGGCCUUUGACAGCCGGGUCGGCCAAGGAGGUUAUCAUCGCAAGUCACCAGACGGUAGGCAUGUUUUUCCGACGACAUGACAGUGACUUUCGAUGGCUGGGGGGCUCUGUUCUCGAUGCGACACCCGAAACCGCCGAUUCGUCUCUAGACUCAGAAGUUGGGCAGAUGUCGCUCGGUGCUAUUCCCUCACCCCGAUUUUUCGAGGAAUCCCAGACAUUCGAAUUCGUCCCCGGUUACAGUCUCGAGGUCUCCCUUCGACACAGGAACCCACGGCGACUUAUUCCGGCAUUCAAGAGGGUAGUCAAGGUUUACAGCAGACAGGCGACUCCUCUUACGGCUGGGAUGGGCAGAGAUCUACUGGCGAACGCAGCAGAGGCUAUUAAUCGCAGCUUGGGUCCCAGGAGGCAGAGGCUUGAAAUUCAUGCGCAGCAAUGUACAACAAUGACAUGCCAGCAUCGCGACAGUACGGCCCUCAAUAUCGACGUGAGGAUCGCAAACGGAAUGGGGCCUGCUCACAACAGCCUACAGCGCAGCAUAAGAAGCAGUCUCUCGUUAUUUCACGAUUCUCAUGGCGAAGAUUUUGUGCGAGAUGUUGAGGAGUCCCUUGCAGAUGUUACACAGGUCAUCGAUGCACAGAUCAACCAAACGAACGAUUUCGAAUUCACGAUAUGUGAGUUGAAGGGGGCGAACUGGUCAGUUCAGGUACCUGCGGCAUUCACAGUCGGCGCUUCUGCAUCGCACGGGCGACGAGACAUCCAGGCGGUUUUAGACCGUAUCCAGACUAGCAUCGGCGAUGUCCUACAGGGGCAUAAUACCGCUGUACGUGUCAACGCACGGAAGCGGGGACAUCUGGUGUUCAAAGAGGUGAUACAAACACAUGAGAUACCCGGAAGGUUAAAAGAGACUUUCCAAUCACACGAGGAAGAAGGGUCUGUCCUGACGUCCAGACUCAAGGAACGAAUCCAGAAGGAUAUCGACAUGAUCUUUAAGGACACCUGCUCGAUCGACGACAUUGCGCUGGAAGAGGAAGAGAGACACCCUCAUCCAAUCGAGGUUCCGCUCUCGCCGGGCCUCUCAGUCGAGUGGCCCGAGAGACAAAACGGACCAUCACUAGAAUUUCCCCCUUUAUCGGCAAAGACUUCGACCGAGCGAGUAAACGACAACCCAAUAUCCUUCGUCAAACGAGCAUUCUCACUCAAACGGCGCUCCACAUCAUCAUUAAGGCAAAGUCUACGGUCUAUUGCUAGCAGCAGAUCCAGUCUGAACAGCCAAGACGACAGCUACUCCGUUAAUAUCCCACAUUUCCCCGAAGCCCCCGCGAGACCGGUAUCUCCCACUCCAGCAACAUCAACAAAGUCCUCGAAGAAGAGGUUCAGCCUCGGCAAGAAAAUUUCCAACAUGUUCAAAUCGAAGGACUCCAAAAGCGACUUGAAAAGCGAUGUGAAGACCGAUAUCAAAAGCGAGUCGAGCUCCAGGCGACGGUUUUUCAGGUCUUCCUCGUCCAAAAGUACUAAUGCAGCGCCCGUGGCACCUGUAGAGCCAAAGUUGAUGCGAGCUCACACCGCCACGGAAGCAAGCGGCGGUCGGACGCUGCAUCGCCCUACGCGUUCGAUGACGUCGAAUCCAUUAGGUAGCUAUGACGCCACUCAUUCCGCAAGAGGAUCUGGUGAACACCCUCGACCAUUCCAAGCAGCAACUCCCAACCUGGCGAACAGGCACGGCAUUGCAUCCAAAAUUUUCGAAACAUAUCCACAACCGACAGAACCGCGAUGGUCUAUUGAUCGUUUGGAACGACCUGUGAUGGAUACUCCGCAGCUUUAUGAGGAUGCCAAAGAGUUCCCGCACCAAUUGCUCACUCCGGGGCUUACGACACGAAGCACCGACACCCCUAACCCUUUCCACUGGUUGGCAAGCCCCGGAGCCGAUGCAUACUCGACGGCACCGUCUACACCUGCAUUGAGUUUAGGUGGAGAGUCUUCGCCAAGGCACAGCUUGCUAAUAAGCCCGAUACAUGUGAGACAUCUGGAGUUGAAGGAUAAUACCUCGAGCGACUUUGAACCUGAAUCCGAGCCCGAAGAGCCCGAGGUUGGGACGGGGGUGACUACGGUGGGCGCUUCGGUCGCGGCGGGGAUGGAAGUUUUGAAGCCUUCGGAAGAUGACGUGCGAUCUGUUGUGUUAACGCCUAAGGACCACACUAUACAGCCCGAGCAAGUAGCCGAGGGGUCCGAUGAAGAAGCUGUAAAGUCAGUGUCUUAUGAUGCUACCGCAACGGCCAUCUCGGUAAAAGACACCACGACUGCACCGUCAGAUUUGCACAAAACAGAAUCGGAGCCUAUAAUAUUGGACGAGACAUUGGCUUUCGAGAAUCGAGAACUCGGAACCGAGCCUGCACCACUGUCCAAUGAGACUCUGUCUGAAGAGUCGGACUUCCCCAAAACUGCUAUCCACCCGCCGCAGCCCAGUCAUGAGACAACGGUUUCUGUGGAUGCCCGCAAUGCGAAUUCGGAAACAAGGUUGGCUUCAGAUAAAGGGACCGAAGUGCAAGAUGCUCCCGUCGUCCAGAAUGAAGAUCGGGUGAAUGCGACUGAAACCGACUAUUUCAAGGAUUUCGAGUCUCUUGCCCAAAGCAAACCAGUCGCAAAUAUCAUUGGCUCUGCUAUCCACGCGAGUGAAGCAAACGACGCGACCGUCUCUCUAGUUGAUAACCCUGCCGACGACCUGAAUGGGCUGGUUGCGGAACCGGCAAUUACCCAGUCCGGGCCCGAGGGAGACAAAGACGAGCAUCAACAUGACCAGGACUGCGACACACGAGGAUCCGAUGUGGAUGAUGUGCCCCCUACCUCCACCGAGGAGGUUGCUCAUGAUAUCCAGCCGACUGUGAAGGCGUUUCAAUCCGGCCCCGAAGAUCAGACUGCUGAGCCGGAUAAUUACGGGGCUGACCUUGUCGCAAGCGAAAUCCAUGACGAGCCCUCCUCAAUGGAUGAAGUCACCCAAGAUUGCAAUGGUAAAGUUCCAGAAGUUGAGAGUGUCGACGCACCUUCAAGAGAUGAAACAAGUCCUCUCGCUGAGCUUUCUGCUCAGGAGCCCAAGCCAGCGCAGUCCAGCCCUGAAGCAGAGGCAUCUGAAACAGGCGAGGAUGGCGCCAAACGCCCCAUUGAGGAACUGGACCAGAAUGGGUCCGCGGAUUUCUUCGGUGACGUCUCCGAGCCUUCGGUUGCGAAUCACAUUACCUUCGAAGUAUCAGGGGAGCCCAUGGAAGCUAGGGAAACUAUGGUUCAGACGGACACAUCAAGCGAAGGGUCUGUCUCCGAACAUGACAAGGAGUGGUCCGAACUAGCAGAGGGUGACAGUAUCUCGCCCGCGGGCUCAAAAACGCUCGUCGAAGAUCAAGAGGAAACAGACAUGAUCAAUACCCUCGCAUCACUUCACAUCUCUUAUACCGACAAAGCUACCGGCGCGAGUACCAAAGAUCAUCAUGUUUUCUUUCCAUGGACGACAAGUGCCGUCGGUUCCGCAUCAGAGCAUCCUGGGUCCAACAAUCAGGACGUUGACGGGAGUGCACUGGUGGCGCACGUAGAGAUUCAUGAAUCUGAAACUCGGGAGCCAUCGGACCUUGAAUCAAAGGACGAAGAGAAUACCUUCGGUCCCGUACCAGUGCCCGUCGAGUCCAAGGAAGAUGUUCUUUCCGAUAAUGACACAAUCGAAAUUACUGAUGAAACACCGAAUAGCCUCAGGCAACCGGAUUGGAUGUUUGAAGAGACGGACCGGCCUCACUCCUUGGUAGACACCCAUCUCCUCCAACCUUCUGAAGCUCUGGACUCUAGGUCUGAUGCUAUUAAUGUCUCCGAGGGCCCUGAAUUAGCGGCAGAGUCUCCCGAUAUUCAAGAUAAUGAUCAUACCCACAUACCCCCCGAAGCCCCCCUUCCGCUUGAGGAGGCUCCCGAUGCUCAAAAGUCGGAGGCGACCUUUCCAAAGGUCGGCAAGGCUGACGAGUCAGAGGCUGUGGCUGUUGCUACUGUAGAGCGGACUCCUGAUAUCGAGGAGGAUUACGAGCUGUCAUUUGGUACGGUUGAAACAGCAGCAGAUAUCGAUGCUGUGGAAGCUGUCGAUGAUGUCCAGCACGUUGAGCACGUUGAGGAUGUUGGGACUGCCGUUGAAGGUCCGGAUUUCCAAGAAGACGAGAAGAUUGAGGUCAACGCUACUAAGCCCGACAUGACUGCCCAAUAUGUUCGCAGUUUCGAGGAGCGGGGCCGGCCGUUCAUCAGCACCUCAGACGUUGUUGAGCGUGGCCAUGUUUCUGAUGAGGUCUACGAUCAUCGGGAUGUUGGCGUAGGGGAGAAGCCUCACUUUGAUGAUUCGGAUACCGAGCAUCGUGAGCCCACGUUUCCUCAAUUCUGGCCUAAUCCUUCCUCGGUAUUCACUCCGUUCGCCCCUAAGGAGGCCCUGGAAAAUGACACUGAGCUUCUUCAACCUGACUCUAUGUCCACCAAGGAUAUACCAAUUCUCGGCGUGGAGACGGUUGAGCAUUGCGACCCAACUCUACCGCAGUUCCGUUCCAGUGACGUCCUUGAGAUUGCCGCUCGUUCUUACGCCGUUAGUGGGGAUACAGAGGAGGGGUUUGAGGCAUUCGAACCUACCGAAGCAGUUAGCGGUCGUGUGGAAGAAAAGGCCAAUUACCGUGAUCCCACCAUGCCCCAGUUCCGGCCUCAUGUACUUCUGCAACUGACGCCCGCCCCUCUGGUCUCACAUGUUCAAAUGACUGAGGAUAGCAUUGCCUCUCAACAAACUAUGGAAGCGUCUCAGGAGGAAAUCUCUCAUCGUGGCAAGGACGAGACUGAGUACCGUGAUCCUACAAUGCCUCAAUACCGACCCAACUCAUUCAGAAGUGUCCGCAGCCCCUCAGUCUCUAUCAUGAUGGUUGAGACGGCUGGGUGUGGAGAGCAACCGGUACCAAUACUCAUCGACGAGUCUCUGAUCGAAACCACCAAACUUAGCGAGGGAGAUCUUGAUUGUUGUGAUCCUACGAUGCCUCAAUUCCGGCCAAACUCCAUCCUUGACAGUACCCCCAUUUCCUCUGUCUCCGAUGAGCCAGUCCAUGAGCAAGGAGAGCAACCUGAUAUACCCAGUGAAGAUGAUAGCACGGAAAUCUCCUCACGAGAUGAUCUAAGCGCCGAGUACCAUGAUCCAACAAUGCCUCAAUUCAAGCCGAACUGGGACGGUCCGGAGUUACCUCACCUCGGCCAAGCUGGCUCUGCGCUACCGACACAACAGGACGCUGAGCUGAUCAACAUCGAGCCUAUGACGACUGAGAAGGAUGAUGAUACAGCUACAGAAGUCAACGCAGAAAAUACAGAGUCUCUCAGGCAGCUCAAUGAUUCCACUCAGCCUGAGCAUGUCGGAACCGAAGCUCCUGAUACUGAAGAAGUGAGAGACAUGCAGGCUGAAUCGCUCGAGUCUGACAAUGCCCGCGACAGAAUGCCGGAAGCAAAGUUUGUGGAAGUGGAGUCUCCUGAACACAUCCAGCCUGAUAAUGCCCCUGUUAUUGAACCUGUGGGCGAGACUCAUUCCGAGAAUGAAGAUGAGGCGGUCGAGUUUGACCCCAGUGAACCCCUGUCUCAGCCAGCUACUGAGCAAUCUCAAGGAACCCAGGCAGAGGAGCUUCCCCAAGACCAGUUUGACACUCUUUUUGUGCCGGUUGAUCCCAGACCCGCUACGGAGCUUGGCACCAUCGAAACUGGUGCCAAUGAACUUGCCGAGAGUGAUUCCGAAUCUUCCUCUCAGUCAUCUUCUGAGUCAGGUUCUGAGCGCACCCCAACCCCUUGGGGGGAGGAGCUUUACCAUGACCAGCAUGAUGUACUCUUUGAGCCUAUGGAAGGGUGCAUUCACCAGGUGGCUGCGCAUGAUGCAGCCCUCAAGAUUUCAGGAGUCUCUAAGCUCGACCAGGUCGAGUAUCGCGACCCGACGAUGCCUCAGUUCCGGCCUAAUGUCUUCCUUCCGUACCGCGAUCCUACCAUGCCUCAGUUCCGGCCUAACGCGGUUAUGAUAAUCUCUCCGAUUACUGUCCCUGAGAGAGUGCAAGAAUCAGCUGAGGAGCUCGAUUCCGACUACAUCAUUGAUCGUGCCAUGGAUGUCCUUGAUCAGCUUGAAAGCGAAGAGAGAGCGGGUCUCAAUGAGGAAGUCGUCGAUCAAGUGAUUAAUCUGUGCGAGCAAGUUCUUGAGCAAUCUAGUGCCGAGGCUGAACAGACCGAAGAUCCUCUUGAGCAGUUUGAGGCCAACAACGCUCUCGAACAGAUCGAAGCUGAGACUGAACAAACCGAGAGGCUUCUCAAGGAACUCAACAAUGAGCAACUUGAGCGCACCAUGGAGCUGUUCGAGGAAGCCAUUACUGGACAGGCUCUAAAAGAAACUGACAAUGCCCUUGAUGAAAUUGCGGCCGAGGCUGUACAAACUGAGGAGCUUCUCAAGGAGCUUGAUACUGCGCAAACUGAGCGGGUCCUUGAGAUUGCCCAAGACCUUGAGAUCCAGCAUUCACUCGAUGAAAAUGAAAAGACGCUUGAGCAACCUGACAUUGAAGUCGAAUGCACUGAAGAGCUCCUUGGACAGGUCGAUGCUGAGCAAACGGAGAGGGUCGAAGAGCUCGUCGACCAGCUUGAAACAGAGAAGGAGAAUGAGCAAAAUCAGACAAGCCUUAAAGCGAUCAAUGCUGAGAUCCAAAAAACUGAGACGUUGCUUGAGGGACUUGAUCUCAAGCAACAUGAACGCGCAGAGGAGAUCCCCCAGCAACAAGGAUCUCAGCAGGAUGUCACCCUCACUGCUGCGGACAAACCAUCAGAAAAACCCAUCAACCCACCAGUGGCUGGACAAGCAGUUGAUGUUCCUGAAUCCUUCCUGGAUGAGUUCCCCGAAGACAAGGAGCAAACCCCCCCUUCAGCUGUCCUUCCUGCCGAAGCUGCGGUUGCGGAGGCUGCUGCUGGCGUGCCACUUGCGUUCCACAAAUUUGUGUCAAGGCCAUCCACUCUUGGGUACGCUGAAAUUGGUACCACUGAGAUGCAAGAUACUCCUCAACAGCCUACUGUCGCCGUGGUUGAUAAGGCUCCUAUCGGUGAAUCGAGUAUCAUUCCGAAUGUUCAGCUUGAGCAUCCCGGGAUUGAGCUCGCCAAUCUCGAAGAUGAAGGACUUGAGGAUGCCGAUGUGGCGUCUGAUGUCCCUUCAGUUGAGCCUACUAUUGGCCCUGUCAUUGUCAACUGUGAGACGUGGAUCGAGCAUACUGAUCUUGGGAAUAUCGCCCUGGAGACCCCUGCUUCUGUUGUUCAGCGAGCGGCAGAGGAGACUUCGAGCCAUGAGCCAAUCGUCCAGGAAGCCCAUCCAGAGUUCCCCAACAUUGAGCACGCCAACCUUGAAGACGAAGGCCUUGAAGAUAGCGAGUUGCAAGCAGACAUCCCUUCCGCUGAACCCGCGGCUGAACCAGUCGUGAUCAACUGCGACACCUGGAUCGAGCAUGCUGACGUUGAGGAUGCUGGAGUUCAGGUCCAGGUGCCUCGUGUUGUCUCUUCCGGUGAGGAGACGACCAUGGGAUCAACCGUGAUCCCUGUUCAAUCAUCACACGGAGAAAUUCUUGCUGAGAAGUCUUACACUCCUCUUGCUGAACCUACGCCCAUAUCUGAGUGUAUCGCUAAACCUUAUUUUGAGGAUCUGGCUACCACUGAAUCUCCAUCCGAGCAAGAGACCAGCACCAAUGAGCCAAUGACCGAUAGCGAUAUUAACAAGGAUGAGCCUUUGGCUUGUCAGGUUUCGCAUGAGCAAAAUGCGGAUUUUGAAGAGCAAGAUGUUCUUUCCGAAGUGGUUGAUCGAAGCUUGGUUGAUGCUCCUGGCACUGAAGACACUGAUGACUCGACUGGAGAUGUGGAUACAACUAAUGCCGAUGGGUCUCUCAGAGUCGAGUCGCUUGAUAACCUCAUUCGAUCCGCGGAGGCUAUCGAGAACAAGCUGGGGGAACCCCCCGAAGUUGAGUCUGCCACUGGCGAGGAUGAGAAGGCUGAGGGUGAGGAAGUGAUACCAGCUAUGGAUCCAGUCGAGGAACCGUUGUCUCUGGAACUCGAGGCAAAUAUCGAGGAGACUGGAGACUUUGACAAGACUCCACUUGCCAUUCCAUCGGCCAAAGACGAGGAUGUGAUCGUGGAACAGGAAAUGCUUCAGGACAUCCCAGCAGCUGCCCUUUCUGACCUGUGUCUCCUUGAAGAGAUUGUCACUGACCAGCCAAUCUCUGCCCCGGCAAUCCCCUUCAUCACCCAAGAGAUAUCAGAGCCAACCCAGCAACCGUCUGACAUCUCCAAUCCCCGUCAAGUAUUCAGAGUCAGUCCUCGCGGCUCUGUCGACACCAUCCGCGGUUCGGAUGUUGACGAGGAAGAAGCUCCUGAGCUGUAUGCUCCUCCUCCGACGGCUGGUUUCUUUGGAUUCCAUCACUAUCACGAGAACAAGUGGGCUAAGGUCGGCUUGUUCGAAGUCUUGAUUAACUCGACCUCUCGUCGGUUCAGUCUUCCUCUUCAGUCCUUGUUGCACCGUAAGCAUAGAUCCGACGCUUGUCCGUAA